Molecule: messenger RNA, 1453 nt
Organism: Heterotrigona itama
Lineage: Eukaryota; Metazoa; Arthropoda; Insecta; Hymenoptera; Apidae
Source: the annotation of a GenBank genome assembly
AUGCCUGGGCGAAGUCAUCCUCCUUUCGCGCGAGGAUGCAAAACUCAGUGUGAAACUCGUGUGAGAGGCGUUGGCUUGUUCGUUGGCUUGUUCUUGGAAGAGAAGGGGAACUUCAGGAAGGGUUUAGAACGGUCGGUGUAUUUGGGCGCCGAUCGUGGCGACGUCAACGAACACGCGCAUCUGUCGGACGCGUGCGCCUCGACGCUGGAGACGAAUGUUCCCGACGUGUCGCGUCUCGUUCAACGGAUUAAAAUCGGAGGGCAGGUACGCGGUGUUGAUGGACAUCGUUCCGGUGGACAAUAAGCGAUAUCGGUACGCGUACCAUCGGAGCUGUUGGCUGGUCGCGGGGAAAGCGGAUCCUCCGGCGCCGGCGCGGCUCUACGUUCACCCGGACUCGCCGUUUACCGGCGAUCAGCUACGAAAGCAAGUGGUCUCGUUCGAAAAGGUCAAGCUGACGAACAACGACAUGGACAAGCACGGCCAGAUCGUUUUGAAUUCGAUGCACAGAUAUCAGCCGAGGAUACAUUUGGUACGCUGUCGACAAACGGACGACAACAAUCUUCGUAUAACCGAUCUGCAGAAGGAGGAGCAUAAAACGUUCGUAUUCCCCGAGGCGAUCUUCACCGCGGUGACUGCCUACCAGAAUCAAUUGGUGAGUAUGCACUGUGCGUGAUAUGAUGUACACUGCCGCUCGGAAGUAUAUGGACACACCAUUUUUAUAGAAUCUGUGAUGUAUAACACUGUUAUUGUCAGACGAUGUUUCUUAAAAACAUUUCUAGGAACAUAUAUACAGGUACAUGUGUACAGUAACGUAUUAAAUUGAACAAAUUAUUUCUUAAAUAAAUAAAUGUUUAUGCUGUAUCUAAUCAACCGUAAAAUUAAAUGACACAGUUUUAUGAUGUUAAACAUGGAAAUAUUUCCAUUACGAUACGGGGCUAGUUUAGGAAGAUUUAUAUGAUGUAAAGAAUUCAUAGAAUUUAAGGAAGCAAUUUGUAAGCACGGUGGAUAUGCAGAUGGGAAGAAGACACGAAAUUAUCAUUAAUGAAACAAUGAAUUAUUAGUAAAGUAGGUUCUCUAAUACGGGGUACAAGGUAGAAUACACAGAAUUCAUUAAAGACCAAAGAUUUCAUUUUUCAGAUAAAUAGGUAUAAGAAAUGUGUCUACACAUUUUCAAGAGCGGCAGUAUACUUACAUAAUACGUGUACGCGCGAAACUCGACUAAUUUCGCAACACGCGCGGCUGCUUCUCCAACGCAAGUGAACGCGACCAACCUCUUCUUAUCAGCGAAAUUAGUCCAGUUUCUUCGCGCUUGCGAUCGCGAGCGAUUUCAAAUGGGAGCCGGCAAUUAGGCAGCGCGCCGAUAAUGUUGCAGAUAACCAAGCUGAAAAUCGACAGCAACCCGUUCGCCAAAGGUUUCCGAGACUCGUCGAGGCUGACGGAUUUCGAUCGGUAA